UUAAGGUUAUUAUUUGUCUUUUGUACUUUCAGAUUAUGUCAGAAACAUCGUCGUGGAACAAUUUUCAAAAGGUGGAUGUCCCAUAACCUCAAGUCCUUUGCCUGCAGUCGCUACAUCACAAGCAGCAGCUGCGUCUAAAGGUAUGGUCACAGUGCCUACUAAUCAGGAGAAACCAAGGUCUGAAGGUUCUGAGGGGAUAUCUAGAAGACAUGUUCAAGGAGAUCGUCAGGAUAUUUCAACACAGCUUUCUAUCGGCAAAGUUGUUCUUCCAGCUAAGGAGGUAUCUUUAAGGAAUAUGUCUAUCGAAAAAGAGAUCGACGAUAUCGAUGACGUCGAGGACAUGUUUAAAACAAUGGCGUCACUUGGUGUUUCGACCAAGGGACUGCGAACUUUGGACGAGAUGAAGCAGAGACUGAAAGAGACACUUAAACAGUCAGAAAGGAAAUCCAGCUGGACUGCAAAGGAGGUGAGCUGAGAUUAUCUCUGUCAGGCUGAGCCCGUGUGAUCGAAUUUAAAAUCCACGCAUGAUUUAGUUUGGCCUGGGAGCUCGAGAUGUUAUGCGGUUCAAUAACCGAUGCUUUGUGUCAAUAUCGGUGCCUUUGAUAAAAAAAAAAAAAAGCUAUAGCUACCAGAGCGAGCAAAAUGGCGCUAUCUUGUCCGCUUGGGAUUACACGCUGUGUCUUGCGGGAAAAUUUCCUCGAAGCGGAAGCAGAAGCUAUAUAAUGAAUUCCUUAUUGACCAAGCUUGUUCGGUCAAGAUUUUGCGUGUCUAUGGACCUCG
Orbicella faveolata is the source of this 780-nucleotide messenger RNA. RefSeq lists its product as uncharacterized. NCBI's taxonomy places the organism in Eukaryota, Metazoa, Cnidaria, Anthozoa, Scleractinia, Merulinidae. The record is from RefSeq and is a predicted model, not a curated record.